Messenger RNA from Vicugna pacos (alpaca), 6909 nucleotides. It is a transcript of the gene MINAR1, whose product is annotated as membrane integral NOTCH2 associated receptor 1. Gene Ontology annotation, biological process: negative regulation of cell population proliferation; negative regulation of TOR signaling. NCBI's taxonomy places the organism in Eukaryota, Metazoa, Chordata, Mammalia, Artiodactyla, Camelidae. Gene Ontology annotation, cellular component: plasma membrane. The record is from RefSeq and is a predicted model, not a curated record.
GAACAUCUUUAUGCAAAAUCAUUGUCAUUAAUAAUUUCUUUAAGGUAAGAUUCCUGGGAAGGGAAUUACAAAUGGUAUGUUAUAAAUAUUUUUAAAGCACUUACUACAUUUUUAAGCACUAAAAAGUCUUUCCUUGCAUUUCUUUAUGUGGUUCAUAACCAGCUCGACUGCAAACUCCACUGGUGUUUAUAAUCUUCUUUUUCUCUCUUCUCUUUUUCGAUAUUGUCACCCCGUAGAAGCUGACUCGAAGUUUCAGUGUUGUCAGUGAGCCUUUGAAAUUCUAAAUCAUGGAGACCAAUCAGGAAACGUCCCUCUUCUUGGUGAAGAUCUUGGAGGAACUGGACAGCAAGCAAAACACGGUGUCCUACCAGGACCUGUGCAAAUCUCUGUGCGCCCGCUUCGAUCUGUCCCAGCUCGCCAAACUGAGAAGCGUGCUCUUCUACACGGCUUGUCUCGAUCCCAAUUUUCCAGCCACGUUAUUCAAAGACAAGAUGAAAUGCACCGUGAAUAACCAGCAAUCAAAGAAAAUCAUGGUGGCUGCAGACAUCGUGACGAUAUUCAACCUGAUCCAAAUGAACGGGGGCGCCGCCAAGGAGAAGCUGCCCACCGGCCGGCAGAAGGGGCGCAAGAAGGAGGCGUCCUUUGACUCGUGCCGCUCGGACACGGAGCUCUGCGGCGCGGCCGAGUGUGAGCCCCUGAACUGUGAGCUGAGCGAGAGGCCUUUCAGCCGGGGCUACCCCGCCAGGCAAUUGUCCAAGUGCCGGAAGAUGGACUGCAAGGACUGCUCGCAGUUCGUCCCCGCCUCCGAGCCCAACUUCUUGCUGGGGGUCAGCAAAGAGGUAAAAACCCGGGCGGCCUCCCUGGACAGGCUGCAGGCUCUGGCCCCAUACUCGGUGGCCAGCCCCCAGCCCUGUGAGAUGCAGAGAACUUACUUCCCCAUGAACAUCGAGAACGAGUCCAUUUCCGAUCAGGACUCCCUGCCCCUCACCCAGGGCAUCAAGGAGACUUUCAUUUCGAAUGAGGAGCCCUUUGUGGUCCAGUCCUGCGUCCAGAAAAGGAACAUCUUCAAAGAGGAUUUUCACAACCUGAUGACUGUGUCUCCCGGGUUGGCUGGCCCCUCUAACAAGGCUGAGGGUGAGCACGGGGAGCCCCAGAGCCGAAAAGAGCCCCACAAGACGCCUUUCUGUAAUCACAGCUUUGAGAUACCCUACAACAGCCAGUACCUGAACCCCAUGUACUCCCCUGUUCCUGACAAAAGGCGGGCAAAGCAUGAAAGCUUAGACGACCUUCAAGCUUCCACGUAUUUUGGACCCACUCCAGUGAUGGGGACCCAGGAGGCCAGGCGCUGUCCGGGGCGGCCCGGCAAGCAGACCCCAUGGCCAGCCAAAAGCUGGAGCCUAAACACCGAAGAAGUCCCUGACUUUGAACGGUCGUUUUUCAAUAGAAAUCCCUCCGAGGAGAAGCUCUGCUAUCCGAAUGCCAGCAGCCAGACCCCCAAUUUCCCAACCCCAGACAGGCGCCCAGCUUACCUCACGCCAAAGGAGCCACAGCCGAUUCUCCCCGUCGGCUAUGCGGCCAAACCAAACGGGCUCAAAUCUAAAGAGAUCUCGUCCCCUGUUGACAUGGAGAAGCAUGAACCGAUCAAGAAGUUUAAAGACAAGAGCAUCAGCUGCAGCGGUGGGCAGCCCAGCUCAGACACCAGCAGCGUGGGCACCCAGACCGAGCAGCACGUGCUGGAGCCGAAGAAAUGCAAAGACCUGUGUGCCUCGGGACAGGGCAAAUACAGCGACAGACACGCCAUGAAGCAGUCAGAUGACGACUCGGAAAUCGUCAGCGAUGACAUCAGUGACAUUUUCCGCUUUCUCGAUGACAUGAGCAUCAGCGGCUCUACGGGAGUGAUACAGUCCUCCUGCUACAACAGCACAGGGUCCUUGUCUCAGCUUCACAAGUCGGACUGUGACAGUUCGCCGGAGCACAACCUAACCAAGAUGGCCAAUGGGCUCCCCAGCAGCAAAGGAGAAAAGGGCAGCCGGCCUGAAAACAGUCACCACUCGGAAGAGGAACUGAAGACCAGCGUGUGCAAACUGGUGCUUAGGAUCGGUGAAAUUGAACGGAAGCUUGAAUCGCUGUCAGGCGUCCGGGAGGAAAUCUCCCAGGUCCUGGGCAAACUCAACAAAUUGGAUCAGAAAAUGCAGCAACCCGAGAAGGUGAGUGUGCAGAUAGACCUGAAUUCCUUGACCAGCGAGGCUCUGUCCGAUGAGAGCACCUCUCCCCAGAUGUUCCGGGCACACAAUGGCCCCCACGGGCCCAAACUGGAGAACACCGCCGACUGGUGCUGCUCGGACGCCAGUGGAAGCAACAGCGAAAGCCUUCGCGUCAAGGCCUUAAAAAAAAGCCUCUUCACCAGGCCAUCCUCCAGGUCUCUGACGGAGGAGAACAGUGCCACAGAAUCCAAAAUCGCCAGCAUCUCCAACUCGCCCAGGGACUGGCGCACCAUCACUUACACCAGCCGCGUGGCCGUCAGUGAGGAGGAGAUCAAAGACAGAGGCCCCGGAGAGACUAAGGACUGGCAUCGCAAGUCAAAAGAGGCUGACAGGCAGUACGACAUCCCCCCGCAGCAUCGACUGCCCAAGCAGCCCAAAGACGGCUUCCUGGUCGAGCAGGUGUUCAGCCCUCACCCCUACCCCACCUCCCUCAAGGCCCACAUGAAGAACAACCCUCUGUACACAGACAUGCGGCUGACGGAGCUGGCCGAGGUGAAGCGGGGCCAGCCUUCCUGGACCAUCGAGGAGUAUGCCCGCAACGCAGGCGACAAGGGCAAGCUGACAGCUCUGGACCUGCAGACACAAGAAUCUUUAAACCCAAACAACUUAGAAUAUUGGAUGGAAGACAUUUAUACUCCAGGCUACGACUCAUUACUGAAACGUAAAGAAGCCGAGUUCAGACGCGCCAAGGUCUGCAAGAUCGCUGCUCUGAUCGCCGCGGCCGCGUGCACGGUCAUCCUCGUCAUUGUCGUCCCCAUCUGCACCAUGAAAUCAUGAGCCCCCGACGCGCUGUUGCAUAUGGCUUCUGACUACCGACGUCUCCCUCUAUAGUUGAAAAUCACGUGGCGGUGUGGCCACAGUUUGUUGAAACGGAGAUGCAAUCAUGGAGGCUUUCCUGCAGAUGCUGCUGACGGUCUUCAGAAAGCAUGCAUUCUAGAUAGAGAGCUACCUACCUAUUAGCUUUGACUUAGUGACACACGGAUGACUUUGAAGAAGUGCAAUAUCUUUUGCUACCAAAAGAAUGUAAUGGACUACCAGUAGGUACCAAUUGAAUUCCAAGCAAAAAAAAAAAAGGACGAUUAAUUGGUUUGGAUUCUUUCCAUUUGGAUGAAAUUUCAUGGCAGGGAAUGUGUUAUAGAGGAGAUAUUUAAUCCAUGCCUCGUGUCAGGGAGCUAAGGGAGACAGCAAGAUGAGAAGAAAAAAGGACAGGUUUUAUUUUCCUUCACGUUCUUAGACCGCUGCAGGCGAGGUAACAGGGUAUGUAUUCAGAAAGGGUGUUACUUCUCUGCUGACUUUUCUCAAGGGCUACCGACUUGUCAUUCGUGCCCUUCUGUCAUCAUUACGCUCUUCACAGCGGAUGGAUCGUCAUGGGAACAUUCUGCACCUUUUCCCUUGUGCCCAGGGUAGGAAGGCCUGAACGGCCAAAUCGGGCCUGGCACAAAGAGUGCUCUCUCUGCUUCACAGGCCAAGGGAUUCAGGUCCGGAGACCUUCCCCUGCCCACCCGACGUGUGGGAGAGCUGCUUGCUAACGAUGUACGAUCACAUGAGAAGAUCGUGGCGUCCCAAAGGGUCUCCCGUCUUGCUCUGGUGUGUGGCUCCGCUCCUUAAGCUUCGAGCUCCCGGCGCUACCAGGUGCCCUGCUUCUCGCACAGGAGCUGGAGAAUUCGGAACUUGUCCUUGUGCCUUGAACAGUAGAGACGAUGGCUAAACUUUGGCAUUCUAACUCUAAACCAUGGUUUCCGCGCACCACUACGAUCAGCCCUUUCCAAUGGCUUUAAAAAAGGUUUUGAAAGCUUGCCCAUAAUAUGAGAAAGGCACUGAGGUGUUCUCAGCUACUCCGACACCUACUCCAGAGUUUUGAAUACUUGUCAGCAGUGCAAAAAAUAUUAUCUAUUUAACCGUUUAUCUAUCUAUGUACAUGUUGAUCUAAAUGCCUAAUUUUGGUCUAUUGUCUUCUCUGUUAAAUAACUCGAGAGCAAGAUUUCUCCAGUGUAAGGCAGCCAUUGUAAUUUCAUUUGAAUUUGAUCUCAGUUUCUGCCUGUUGAAUGGUGCUUUGAUGUCACUGGACAGAAAGAAUCCUUUUCAGCAUUGAUUCAGAUGUCUUGUUACAGGUUAAAGUAAAAUGAUUGCCAGAAUCUAGCUACCUUAAUUCUUCUGAGAACAAGGUGGGAUAUAAAUAAAUGUUGGUAGUAGGAAUAAUCACUCUGGAUGAUGUAAUACAUUCCCGAGAGAGAGGUUUGGGAGGCAUCUCAGAUUUUAAAGCAAUAGGAGUUCAUCCUAUUUAGUUCAUUCUAAAAACUUCCAAAUAAUGCUUCGCUUGCUGUGUCUAAUUCUGUUGUUCACCACGAAGGGUAGUCAGAACAUUUCAUGGUGUUAACAAGUAAGGGAUGGAGGUUUUCAUCUGUGGUGAACCUGCAUUUUUUAGACGUCUUCCUGUUAUCUAUUUCUAUUCUUCUGUUUAGGUACGGAUUUUCAACGAGGUGACUGAAACUUAAGCCUUAGUAUGGAAAACUGAGGAUUUAUAAUUGAAAAUGAAAAAAAAAUAUAUAUAUAUUACUGUCUAUUGUUAGCAUUUUAGUCUUUUGGUGCUCUGUUUUGGGUUGGGCACAUUAAAUAAGGUUGUUUAUCUCACCCCAAAGUGGGUUCUCAAUUAAUACCCACGGGAUUUGGGAGUGGCCGUCCCAGCUCUCCUCCCAACCAAUGUGGCCCUAUAACACAUCCUGGUCCCACUAGUCUCUCCUUUGUCUCAGAUUAAGCCAGGAGAGCAGCAGAGAUGGGUAGUUUCCAACCUCUUGCUCUAAGAUUUGCAGAGAAGUAGCGAUACAGUUACCCAGGAUAAGAAAAAUUCGUCAAAUCCCAAUCGGACUCCUUCAUUGGCCAGGAAGGAUCAUGGUGGAUGGACCAAACUACUAUUGCCACUGCCCUUGGGUGAAUCUAUCCCUGAUGGGCCCUGUCUGGGCCGUGUGCCUCGCCACCUAGGGAGGGUAGGACUAUAAGCCCCACCCCCUGCCGAGAAGUGAGGAGACCGUAGAAGUUUCUUCUACCCUUUUCAUAUCCGGGGAAGUAGUCAAAGAAAUUUAGUCUUGCUCUAAGUCCAGUGUAGCUUUAAAAUUCAACUCAGCAUCAUUGCCACAUAAUGGAAACAUCCAGACCCAGUAAUUCCCCUCGGAGACCACACAGUGAUGGCCCAAAGGCAAGGUGGUUUCCUCUGAAAAGGGUAAGUUAUCCUUUGCCCGGGAGCUGUGUCUGGUGUCAAGUCAUAGACCUUUGUUAUGGCUUGAAGCUGAUGGAUGCUGGGGUCUUGGGAUCUAGAUAAGGUGAAGUUCACAGAUGGAUCCUUUUUCUCCAUUGAUCCCAAGCUUGUUACACCUUCUUUCCCCGGACCCCAGACUCACGCUAGCUCCUCCAUCCCUGUUUUCAGAAUGGGGCAAGACCAGAGUCUGGCUUGGAAGGAAGCAUCCACCCAUCCCUCCAAAAUUUGCCUCUCAUCUCCUGCUGCUGUGAGCUCCCUGCAGGUGACACAGGGACUGGCUUAGCUUCCAUACUGGGGGCCAUUGCUACCACCCUCUCUGGCAUUUUCACAUGAAGUAUAAUUUCUUGUGCCUAAACCUAAAAGUACUACACUAUCAAAAUUCACGUCAUCUCUCUUGCAUUAAAAAAAUGAACAAUCAGAUGUAAUUAAGGGAUUAUUUCGAAAUUAGGACUUUUUAGCCAAGAAUCAAAGUCGGAAUCAUUUCAUCCUCUUUUUUGAGUCUGAAUUUGCUUUGAACACAGCCCUGCAGAAAAGCAAAAAAAUUUCCCAGCUCACGGUUUCCAGGUAUUUUACACCAGUGCCCUCUUCCUUAAACUGCAAAUACCGUAAAGCAAAUCACGCUUGCAUCACCCAUCACUAGUUGAUCAUAAAUUGUUAGUAUUUUAGGGCAUGCUGCUAUGUGAUUGACAUCUGCAAGGCUAGCUUAAUAGAUGUGCUGAAAUCCACAGUUCUGAAUGUGCCGUAAGUUCUGAUACCCUUAUUGGAAUCAAGGCAGUGCUGUUUUUGUUCACAACGUAUCAAUAUAAGAGCAACGGCACCUCAUGUUCCUUAACAGAAAAAGCUCUGCCAAUAGUAUGUGAUUCUGCCAAGUGGUAUAAAAGUUUGUGAAUGUUGAAAUUCAACAUGCUUCAUAUUAUAACUAACCUGCAAGAAUAUUGUGGUCAAUUGUGUGAAUACCAAAUCAGUAUACACUGUAUAGCGUGCUACGGAAAUUUGUAUUUAAAGGCAAAUGUACUAGUAAUCGUUGGUAUAAUGGGGGAAGAGGGUAUUAGAUAUUUAUUAAGUAGCAAUGAGAAAUGCAACAAGUUUCCUUAUUUAUGCCUUAUGAAUAAAAGGGUGUGAAAUAUAAGGUGAAGUUUUACGCGUGAGACUCUGAAGGAAGGGGUAUCCUUGAAGGCAGGGACUUGUCUUUUCUAUGUUCGUUCCGUAAAGCUCUCAGCACACUCCUGGUGCUUGAUCAAUGUUAUAUAAUACCGGUAACUAAGCACAUUUUUAGACCUUUUUUCAAAUGGCUUGUGUAAAAUUUGGUUAAUGUAUAAUGGUUGGUUUGAAGCUCUCAUAUGAAAUCUGCCUCUCCAAAUAUAAUCAAAAAUAAACUGAAAAAUUAUAAAG